Messenger RNA from Orbicella faveolata, 3411 nucleotides. RefSeq names its product protein-lysine N-methyltransferase SMYD4-like. Gene Ontology annotation, cellular component: nucleus; cytoplasm. Lineage: Eukaryota; Metazoa; Cnidaria; Anthozoa; Scleractinia; Merulinidae. Gene Ontology annotation, molecular function: histone deacetylase binding. The record is from RefSeq and is a predicted model, not a curated record.
ACUUUGUGGUAACUCAUUUAGUAUCUUACACAUGCAACAUCGCAGAGCAACUGGAUAUCACUGACAGACGUUCUUCAUUUUUGCUUGGUGAAGGUUUGUCGGUUGUGAGACAAAGGGUUUGUUCAGCUCACGUGCGGAAGGGUCGACAAGGGACUUUCAAGCGUAAAAAACAACAAUGGCACUGCAUUUGAAAGAUGAAUGGGAGAGUUUUGUGGUGGAACAGCUUCGAGGACCAUAUAUAAAGGAGUUUGGCAAGCUAAAAACCGACGGCGAGCGAUACAAGUUUUGCAAAUACAUUAUACGAAAUAGUGGUGUAGCUCAAGAAAUAGUUGAGCAGAUACAAAAGCUUCUGAACACCAGGGUUCAACAAAAACUAAGGUCUGCGGGAAAUGGCCAGGAAUAUGUGUGUGUGGGAGAAGAACAUUUCAGGCGAAGGGAUUUCAAGAAAGCUGUGAUCUCCUUCUCACUGGCCAUUCAGCAAGCACUCUUGUACAAUGCUGAAAACCAGAAGCCUCUUGCCAACCAGCAAAGUAACAUGUGUGAUCUGGCUUUGUCAGACAGUGCUGACAACACCAGUAGGUCUCCUGGCCAGCUCAGCCUUGUGGCUUUGUAUACCAGAAGAGCAGAGAUCCUCUUUCAGGCACAGGAAUACAAGACAUGUCUAAAUGAUAUCCAAGAGGCUUCAUCAUUGCAGUGCCCUCAAGCACCUAGUGGAAAGCUUGACAGCCUUCAGAAGGCUUGUGAAAAGAAGUUGUCAACAUUUAUUCAGAACUUAAAUCAUGGUGGUGAUGCAUCAACAAACAUACCAUCAGUUACAGGAGGACCUCAUGACAAAAUAGCUAAUGGAUCAACAUUAAUUGAAAUCGACUGCUCUGCUACUCAAGGCCGAUUUCUAAAGGCUUCAGAUGAUAUCCGUGCUGGUGAUACACUAAUCUCUGAACCACCAUAUGCUGCAGUCCUUCUACCAGAAAACACUCUCUCUCAUUGUGACUGUUGUUUCCAGCCUUUGGUAGCUCCUUUUCCAUGUCGUCUCUGCUGUGAAGUGCAGUAUUGUUCCCAGUCUUGUCGUGACAAAGCCUGGUCACAGUACCACAAAGUAGAAUGUAGCCUUGGUCCACUUUUGAAAAUGAUGGACACCUUUUUCCAGUUGUCACUGAGAAUCCUUCUGGCAACAGGAACCGAGAAUAUAUUUGAAUUUUUACAGGCAUCAUCGAGUAAGAAGACUGAAAAUACAAAUAUCAGCAGAAUGUCUGGUUGUGGUCCAGAGGGAGAAUACCUAGGUGAUUAUGGCUCAGUGUUUUCUCUAGUGACCAACACAGAGUUACAACCUGUGAAGACCUUGAUGUCUCAUGCUCUGAACUGUGUGCUACUAGCAGAGUUUCUUGAAGGUGUCAUGGUUAGAGAAGAGGAUUUAAAUCAAAGACCAGUGAGCUGUGAGAACUGCACAAAGAACAGGCUGUGUCAACCACAUGAGCUGCAGCAUGAACACCUUGAACAAUACUACAAUGUUCAAAACUUCCAGAGCUUUUUCCCUAACGAGACUUGCACAAGUUCCUUAGCAGGGGAUGUGAUAGGCUGCCUCCUGUUUCAUCACUCUCAACAGAUGGCUUGCAAUGUACAUGCCAUCACUGCUAUUGUGUCAACUGGUGAAGACAAAACACAUCUGAAGACCAGUCCUCCAUCCAAAGAUCAUGUUGUAUCCAGAGAACAGAAGAGGAUAGCAACUGCUGUGUAUCCAACAGCGUCAUUGCUAAAUCAUGCCUGUGAUCCGGAUGUCAUUGUUAGCUUUGUUGAUGGCCAUCUAGUGGUGAGAGCAACACAUAACAUUGCCAAAGGCUCGGAGAUAUCUCACUGCUAUGGUCCUCAUGUAAGUCGCAUGGGUCGUGAAGAUCGUCAAAAGCUGCUGUACAAACAGUACUUUUUCACUUGUCAGUGCACAGCCUGCAGGAGUGACGAAGAAAUGGAGAACAAGAGACUCUGUUUCUCUGCCUUUGCGUGUCCUCAGUGUAAGCAUGCCAUGAAACUGUUCCCUGUGAGUGAUGGAGUCAUUGGAACGUGUCAGAACCGCGAAUGUAACUUGGAGAAAAACAUGCUGGAUGAGUGCAGACUGGCGCGCGAGGCAGAGUUGCUCUUUAUUAAGGGAGUGCGGUUGUUAGAAAGAGUUGGAGUCAAGGAGGCCCUUGACGUGUUCCAUGAAUGUUUGCGGCGGCGGAAAAUUCUUCUUCAUGCGUAUAACAAGGACCUGGCUGAAACACACGAUGCCAUUGCAAGGUGUUAUGCCAUGAAUGGCGACUUCAAGAAAGCUUCUCAUUACUGUUCUCGCAGCUGUGAAGCGGUGGAAAAAGCUUUCGGUUCAUCAAGCGUGGAGUACGCACACGAACUUCACAAGCUCUCGCAGCUGUUGUUCAACGACAGACAAGUCAAAAAAGCACUCUCUACAAUCGACAAAGCCACUAGUCUUUUGUCACGCCAUUAUGGACGGAGCAAUCCAGACGUGAAGGAACUGAGUGAGAUGAAACGCUGCCUUAUUGCUGUUGGCGGUCAUUCCAGAAACAACAGCACGUGACGGUCACGCAAGGGUUAUUAGGCUUUAAAGUAUACUUGUCGGACAUUUCUAGAAUAAAAAGUUUUUUUUCGUCUUUUGUUUCCGGCUUAGUUAGACGUUUGUGCUACUCGGGUGAUACGAUUGUGUGACGAGAGGUGCAAAUCAAAUUCACUUGAAUCACACAAUCUUCCAGGACCCAAGUUAUCAGUUAGAUGGAAGGAAAAGAAAGAAAAAAGAAAUUAAAAAUGGACGGGUUUACAUGAAAGAAUUUUGUUACGAUUUUGUGAAAGUAUCUUUUAUACUAAAAGUUUGGUGUACAAUUUGGUGUUGAGUUAUUUAUGUGUCAACUCCUGUAAGGGAGAAAGUGUCUUUAAAAAGAACGCGUUACUUGUUUUGUUUAAAAAAAACAGCAAGAAAUGGUAGACUAUAGAGUAUGACGUAAAUCAGAGAGAUUCCAAGAAAUACUAUAUACAAGUAGAGCAAAAAGUAAAGAACAUUGAAGAACUAGAAUUCAUACUGGAAACGAGGUAGAAUUUAUUGUGUUGUUUAAAAGAAAACUACUAAUGUCAUUGUUUAGAACAAGGAUUUGAGAUGAAAAAUGCCUACAAUGCUUUAUUCACUCUAAACACUUAAAACACAUUUACAUAGAAAGUGACAAAAACUACAAUAACUUAAGAAAUAGAUAUGUUUAAAGUUGAGCCAGGAGGAUGAAUGAACCUUGCGUUUCUACUUCCUGUUUCUCUACAUGUGCAGAACACAGUUCGCGCUCUUUCUUUAAGACUGCGAGGGCCUCUUUCCUUCUAGAAUACUCGACUUUUCUUACUGAACGAGGUGAUUGAAUUAAAGUUCAAAACGCUUUAACAUCA